Populus euphratica (Euphrates poplar) is the source of this 2070-nucleotide messenger RNA. Its product is annotated as protein ZINC INDUCED FACILITATOR 1-like. The transcript has 17 exons. Lineage: Eukaryota; Viridiplantae; Streptophyta; Magnoliopsida; Malpighiales; Salicaceae. Gene Ontology annotation, biological process: transmembrane transport. Bases 254 to 1690 code for a protein of 478 amino acids. The record is from RefSeq and is a predicted model, not a curated record. Gene Ontology annotation, molecular function: transmembrane transporter activity.
AAAGGUGUCGUGAUCCAGCUUCUAUUUUUAAGACUAUUCCAACGUUCGUUUCUCACAUAAAGAGAAGAGGAGGAUUUCUAAUUCUUUCACGUUGGCAUUGCAAUAUUAGUUAACGACUGACUUGUAGCCGACAAUUCCAAUAAAAAAAGAUGGCUCUGUGUCAGACAGCACUUUCUGAUGCCAUGAAUAAAAAAGGAAGUUUACUUUCUCAUAAGGGGCCAAAACAUUAGUUGUUGUGGCAGGCGGGCACAAGAUGGCUGAGAAUGGGAUUGGAGAGUCUUUGUUGAGGAAGAACAAGUAUUAUGAGGACUGCCCAGGUUGCAAGAUUGAACUUUCCAAAGAAACCAACACUGGUGUUCCUUUCAAGUAUUUGCUCUAUGUCUGGAUUGUUGUCCUUUGUGCAGCUUUGCCUAUAUCAUCUCUCUUUCCUUUCCUCUAUUUCAUGAUAAGGGACUUCCAUAUUGCAAAAAGAGAGGAGGACAUUGGCUACUAUGCUGGUUAUGUGGGAUCUGCUUUUAUGUUCGGCAGAGCUUUAACUUCUGUGCUCUGGGGAAUGAUUGCUGAUCGAUAUGGUCGAAAACCAGUCAUAAUAUUUGGCACAGUAUCAGUGGUUAUUUUCAACACCCUUUUCGGCCUUAGCACAAGCUUUUGGAUGGCAAUUUCUAUGAGGUUUCUUCUUGGAAGUCUGUGUGGCAUACUUGGUCCUAUGAGGGCGUAUGCUUCAGAAGUUUGCCGUAAAGAAUAUCAAGCUUUAGGAAUGUCAAUUAUCAGCACCUCGUGGGGCAUUGGAUUAGUUAUUGGUCCCGCACUUGGAGGUUUUCUUGCUCAGCCUGCAGAGAAAUUUCCAAAUAUAUUUUCUUCUGAUUGUCUUUUUGGGAGGUUUCCGUACCUGUUACCUUGCCUUCUGAUAUCAAUCUUUUCUGUUGGUGUAUUGGUCGUUUGUUGUUUCCUUCCGGAGACGAUACACAACCAUAAAGGAAAUGAUGAAGAGUGCAAUGAUUCUGAUGCACUUGUGGCCACCACAUUUGAGUCCACCUCUUCUCAGAAAAGCCUGCUGAAAAAUUGGCCCUUGAUAUCAUCUAUUAUAGCGUACUGUGUGUUCCAACUUCAUGACAUGGCAUAUGCAGAGAUUUUCUCAUUAUGGGCUGUUAGUCCUAGGAAGAAUGGGGGAUUGAGCUUUUCCACUGCAGAAGUUGGUGAAGUUCUUGCAUUUUCAGGCUUUGGACUGCUACUCUUUCAGCUAUUUAUAUACCCAGUGGCUGAGAGAAAUUUUGGACCAGUCAUGGUAUCUCGCCUAGGAGCAGUCUUGACCAUACCAUUGCUAUCUAGUUACCCUUUUAUAGCUUUUCUAAAAGGCCUCAUGCUCAUGCUACUGAUCAACUGCGCAUCCAUCCUGAAGAACGUGCUCUCUGUAUCAAUCACAACAGGAUUGUUCCUUCUGCAAAAUAGAUCAGUGACACAACAACAAAGGGGUGCCGCAAAUGGAAUUUCAAUGUCUGCCAUGUCCCUUUUCAAAGCAAUUGGUCCUGCAGCUGGAGGUUCCCUCUUUUCUUGGGCACAAAAGCGUCAGAGUGCAUUUUUUCUCCCAGGUGAUCAAAUGGUCUUCUUCCUUCUUAACAUGAUCGAGGUGAUUGGACUGUUCUUGACAUUCAAACCAUUUCUAGCUCUUCCUGAUGACAGCAUUUCUUAGUUCUGUUUCAAAAGUUGACAUCAACCAACAAAUAAAUAAAUAAAUAAACACUAGGAAACUGAUUCCAAAUUCUUUUUCCAUAGCUAACCCAUUCCUUCAACUUUGGCAUACGCUCAACUGUAUAUUACCCCAUGUUUCCCCAUGUAAUCAACCAGAAAACCACAGAAGAUUUGCUCUUCAUGACAAUUACAAAUAAGUACCACUUGUCCUUGCUAAUGCAUAUUUUUCUUCGAGCAUGGAAGGAUCAAGUAUUAGUAACUUACAUCUCCAGCAGUCUCUCCUUGUAUUGUAUACUUGUCAGCUUACAGUAAUGUAAUGGUUUAAAACAAUUUUGCUGUGAUGACAACGUCUAAUUCCUUUUUCUUUACGUAGAUUACACA